Molecule: messenger RNA, 786 nt
Organism: Brassica napus (rape)
Lineage: Eukaryota; Viridiplantae; Streptophyta; Magnoliopsida; Brassicales; Brassicaceae
Product: dihydroorotate dehydrogenase (quinone), mitochondrial-like
Exons: 4
Coding region: 175-591 (138 amino acids)
Biological process (GO): pyrimidine ribonucleotide biosynthetic process; 'de novo' pyrimidine nucleobase biosynthetic process
Cellular component (GO): cytoplasm; mitochondrial inner membrane
Molecular function (GO): dihydroorotate dehydrogenase activity
Source: RefSeq, a predicted model, not a curated record
AUUAACCAAUAAAUCUGAAUUAUAAAUAAUAGUCUUUGCAAUUGAUUUAGUUAUUAAAAAAAAGUUAAAAAACAGAAAAAAAAAGAAAACCGAGAGAGGUACAACUUGAGUAGUUUUACCCUAAUUAUUUUUCAUUUUACUCGUCUUCUCCGCCAAAGCUUCUCAAUUCCAUCAAUGCCGAUCUAUAUUUUUGGAGAAUCUUUUGUUCUUCAUCGAUAUUUAUCCACUUUUUCGAGUCUAAUAUCGUUUUCUUCAUCCUCCUCUUCGUUCCCACAUACGAAUCAACGAAAUCGAAGUGUUCUUCCUCUACUAAUAUCGUCGGACGGUUCACUUUCAUCGAAACCUAACGUUUUUUUACACUUGGGAAAGAUUCCACUGAUAGGCUGCGGUGGUGUUAGAAGUGGUGAGGAUGCUUACAAGAAGACAAGAGCCGGAGCUACUAUUUUCCAGCUGUACAUUGGGUUUGCGUAUGGUGGACCUGCUCUCAUCCCACAAAAAACUUAUCUCAUUCACAAAGAAGAGCUGGUGAGCUUAUUAGAAAGGGAUGGCUUCAAGUUGAUUCAAGAAGCUAUUGGUGCAGAUCAUAGAUGAUGAAACAAUAACAGUAACAAAAAAAUACAGAGGAGAGUCUCUUUUCUUACAGCAAAAACACAUUGAUUUGUUGUUUCUUUCUGCCUAAACAAUAACAUCAUGACUCCUGUCUGUUGUUUAAAUGGGAAAUAACAAAGCAACAUUUGUUUUUCUCAUUGUAACUAGUUUAUCAUUUGUUCUCUUCAUAUUACAACA